This is a messenger RNA of Bactrocera dorsalis (oriental fruit fly), 1094 nucleotides long. Its product is annotated as homeobox protein H17. Gene Ontology annotation, biological process: regulation of transcription by RNA polymerase II; embryonic morphogenesis. Bases 1 to 465 code for a protein of 154 amino acids. Gene Ontology annotation, molecular function: RNA polymerase II transcription regulatory region sequence-specific DNA binding; DNA-binding transcription factor activity, RNA polymerase II-specific. NCBI's taxonomy places the organism in Eukaryota, Metazoa, Arthropoda, Insecta, Diptera, Tephritidae. The record is from RefSeq and is a predicted model, not a curated record. The transcript has 2 exons. Gene Ontology annotation, cellular component: nucleus.
AUGCGGGCAACACACGAACGUGGCCAGCGGCGAUUGGCAGCAACACACGCGUACUUAGCGCACGACGAUGGUGGCGAUGAUGGCGAUCGCGCGGCGUUGGUGAUGGCGAUGCCGAUGAAGAUGACGAAUAACAAUGAACCGCCACGCAUCAAGUGCAAUCUACGCAAACACAAGCCAAAUCGUAAGCCGCGCACGCCCUUCACCACCCAACAGCUGCUCUCGUUGGAGAAGAAAUUCCGCGAAAAACAAUAUCUGAGCAUAGCCGAGCGCGCUGAAUUCUCCUCGUCGCUGCGUCUAACCGAAACGCAAGUGAAAAUCUGGUUUCAAAAUCGUCGCGCCAAGGCGAAACGUCUGCAAGAAGCCGAAAUCGAGAAGAUCAAAAUGGCGGCGCUGGGACGCGGUGGACCGGGUGCGCAAUGGGCGAUGGCCGGCUACUUUCAUCCCAGUCUAAUGCAUUUGGGAUAAGUAGCUAAGCGUGUAUCGCACAUUAUGCUCUGCAAUAGAUACACUUGGCAACUAAAAGCUUAGACCCAGUUCUUACAUAAUACAUUUCAUACCUUUUCAUUAGUUAAGUUAGACAGUGGGUUUACAGAGAAAUGCAUCAAGGAAAUUUCGUAUAAAGCGAGCUGAGCAUCUUAUACUAAUAUGCAGUGUCAAUUCAAAAGUGUUCUCCACGAAAAAUUUUGAAAAUUUUCUAAAAUUAUAUUCAUUUGCUGUAUAAAUUUUGCAGAUGAUUUUUGUUGUUGCAAUCUUUAUGGCCCAUUGUUUGCUGCUAGUUUAUAGAUUAUAGUUAUGUAUUCGUAGUUUAACUUACCCCAAUUGCUGUGAUGUUAGCGCAUUUUACAUUGUAACUGUAAAUAUAUACAAAGAAUAAAUUUUGAAUUGUAUAAAAAUUCAUAAUUAUGUAUAGUGGAAUUCAUAAAAAUAAGUUAUUUAGUGGAAAUAGUAACACGAAAGUUUCCAAAAAGGGCACACAAAAUCAGUUCACUCAACAAUACAAAAAUUACUAAAUUUUUGUUAUUGUAAAUUAGUUCAAAAAAAUUUUUUCUAUUGAAAAUUGGUUUAAAAAAAUUUAAAAAAUAUUAUCUGGCAAU